UUUCAGGCUGAAAUUUACUGAUGCAAACCACUUCUUAAGGUGGAUGAGUUUCUCUUUCAACAGCCUCACUUCAUGUUCAGAUUGAAACAGGAUGUGGUGGGGCUUUUUUGUAUUUCUUGUUUUCGGUGCGAUUCAUUUACGACCUUGAGCCCCUUGAGCAGAACCGGUGGUGACGGCGGCGGUGGUGCUGUGAAGAGCUGGAGGAGGAUGCGCUCCUCCCUCCACCCUGACACCAGCAGCUCCUCGCCUCCACCCCGGCCUGUCCCCUUCUCACUACCGCUCAGCGCUAUACUUCCUGUCUGACUGCUGUGGUUUCAAAUGGAAAAUAUCACUGGGCACUUAAAUUAAAUUCAAAAAAUGACGGAGGGAUGAGAGAUUGCACAAGAGAGAGAGAGGAGUAAGUAGAGAGAAAGUAGGCCAGAAACUGCAGACGAUCUCAUCAGUCCAAAGGAGGACAAUGUGGCCCCCCUGCUGCCCCGACUCAUGAGGCGCUUUGCAGUCAUGGUCGCGCGGCAUCUUCUCCAGCUCCUGAUGGUUCUGCUCCUCAUCCACGCCACCCGUUCCCAAAAUUCCCCUCACGGACUCCAGUGCACCAAUGACUAUGUCAACAACGUCAGCUGCGUCUGGAGCCACUCUGGUGAGGACUGCUGGAUUCUUGGUGUGAAGAAAAUCUGGGAUCAGGGAAACUCCCAACUCCUGAUCCAAAGAUGCAAAAUCAGAAAGUGGGAAAACUCUCCUCCAGGAUGCAGCUUUGUCUUUGAGGAUCAGUUGUUCUCCGGUUCAGAAGUGUUGCCAAGAAUCAGCGUGAAGUGUAAUGACACGUUUGUGGAGAACCUCACGGAUUACAAGCUGAGUCAUCACAUCAAAAUGCAGCGUCCAAGCGCUCCCAACGUCAGCAGCUCCGCCAACGGCACCCGGGUGUGGUGGCGCCUGGAGGGCCGCAUUUCAUUCAUGUUCAGGUCCAGAUUCAAGUUUGAGCUUCAGCGCAAAAAAAGCAGCGAAUCCUGGGAGAAGGCUGAGACUAAUACCGUAACAGAGAAAGAGCUUCUACUCCCUGACCUGAGCGGCCCGUGGCAGCUGAGAGUCCGAGUCCUCCCCUUCAAAAGGAAAACCAGCCAGUGGAGUGACUGGAGUCCAACUACAUCCUGGAUGGGGGGGACAGAGACAGAGGACACGGUCCUUAAAGCCCUUCCAGAACCAAAUGCUCAAGGACUGUGGCAGGAUCAAGUCUUCCUCAUAGUGACUGGAGCCACGCUCAGCUCCUUCCUCAUCAUCUCUCUAAUCCUGGCCUUCUGUAGGAGGAAGAGGAGUGUCCUCAAAGUGAAGCCGGUUCCAAACCCAUCCAAGUAUUUCAACACUCUCCAUUCAGUCCACAAAGGAGAUCUGAAGAAAUGGCUCAAUCCCCUCUCCUUGUCUGAGGCCAUUUUCACGGCUCCGCUGUGUGACCUGAUCUCUCCGGUGGAGGUGUGUGAGGAUUGGGUCGAGUUGCCCUCUUCAUCCUCCAGCUCUACCCGAGGCCUUCUUUCCAAUCAGAGCUGCCGCUCCUUGGGCUCAAACGCCAGCGGGUUUGCCUACCACUCCUCCUCUCUGUCCAACUACUGCAACAUGGGUUACUUCAUGUCAAACUCCUCCAAUGCCUCAGCUGGGACUGACCCCAACGCAGCCUAUUUUACCUUCCCAGACAAUUUCCGCCCUCAGCCCUUCCUCGCCUCGGCCUCUUCUUAUGAAAGUUUGACAAAAGAGCCAAACAGUCCCGACUCCGGCAUUGGCUUCAUAAAAGAAAGCGAAGACACAAACAGAAGACAUGUGGAAGUAAAAGAGGACGACUGCUCUCCCUUUCUCCUCUUUGUCCAGCAUCCUUCUCCCCGUAUCUUCACCUCCUCCAUGCCUCCAGCUCUCCCUCACCCUGAUCCUGCGACACAGACGUCCUCUCAGAGCCUGCAGGAGGAGGUGGCCGAAGCGUCUGCAGGCGGCGGCGCAGCAGCCCCGCUCGCCAGCGGCUCCGUCUGCAGGUCCUCCUCUAUGCCCGUGGAGACCUGCAGGAGUGGCUACCUGACGCUGAAGGAGCUACAGGCAACUUUUAGCAACAAGUCCAUCUGAGAAUCCUGAAAUUGAGCAAGAAUGUAUAUAAUUAAAUUGAAGCAAACAGAUUUCUGCGAGCUCUCUAUAUGUGAGAAAGUCUGAAAAACUUGUAGAAAAAAAAGGACUGCUGGUUUUUCUGCUUCCCGUGAUGUUGUGUGGUGAGAUUUUGGUUAGUUAAGCUCUGCAGAAAUAAAAACCAUAACUGAUAAUAUUUGAGGCUCAUGAAAAGAGACUUUCAGAGAGGUUUGCUUAAAAAAAAAACAACAACAACAAAAUAACAGUUGUUUCAUUUGAGGUUUUUUUCGCACCAAGAAGCAUUAACUUUUACGCUUACAAGAUACAAAAGUAGAAUCUCUACUUUACAGGUUUACAGAUGCUACAUUUUUUACAGGUUAUUUAUCACAAAGUAGCACAAAAAGAUUUAUUAAUAAUUGUAAAAAUAAAAUCAUGUUUUGUUUUUAUAUACUAAAUGACAAUACUUUAAAUCAGGGGUCUCCAAACUUUCUCACACAACUGUUUUCUUCUCUGAUGUGGGCUGGGGUUUGUUUGUCGUCUAACAGAAAAAGCGUUACAAUCACAGCCUAAAUGUAAAC
Oryzias melastigma (Indian medaka) is the source of this 2675-nucleotide messenger RNA. It is a transcript of the gene il2rb, whose product is annotated as interleukin 2 receptor, beta. Gene Ontology annotation, cellular component: external side of plasma membrane. Lineage: Eukaryota; Metazoa; Chordata; Actinopteri; Beloniformes; Adrianichthyidae. Gene Ontology annotation, molecular function: protein binding; cytokine receptor activity. The transcript is spliced from 10 exons. Bases 484 to 2100 code for a protein of 538 amino acids. Gene Ontology annotation, biological process: immunoglobulin mediated immune response; cytokine-mediated signaling pathway. The record is from RefSeq and is a predicted model, not a curated record.